UCGUGUUUCUUUCUCUUUCUUUUUUUCUUUUUCUCUUUCCCAAUUUUGUUUCUGCAUUUAUCGUUUUCUGACACAAUGAAAUUGUUUUCUUAAUCAACUUUACCAUCAAUUACCCUUUGAAUUUUAUGAUUGAUUUGGGUUUGUUGCAAAUUCUCCAUCUUUUUUAGUACUAUGAUUCCAGGGUUUUCUGCUAUUUUUUGAGCUUGAUUAGUGGAUAUGUCAUUGAUCGGUUGGAGGAUUUUUGUGUGGGGGAGAAAUGGGAUUGUAUCAAUUUCGUUUUUUUUUCUGUCGGUUUGAAUUAGAAAUGGAAAUAACGUCGUUUUUCAUUUUUGGGUAUUGAUAAUUCCCGAAGAAAAAUGCAAAAUUCGCAUGCGCCUUGAUUGCCACAAUUGAUUUAGUCGUUGCAAUUGCAAAUUUGAAAAAACAAAUAUACCUUUUUUUUUUCCUUUUGGUUGUGUAAGUCCCUUGCUCGGAAAUGAGUUGAGGGAUUGCCUUCACUGGGUUCAGGGUUUUCUAUUAUGUAACCUUUUUUUACUUGUUUUUGGUAGCAUAUUAACUGAUCACUUGUUCAUUCUUUCUCUUUUAGGGUAUCCUAUUUUUGGUAACCUUCACUUGAUCACUUUUUCUGCCUCUUUAGAAUUGAAACCUUUAGUUGGUAGCUUCACCCUUCAUCAAGAUUCAUGAGCAUAGAACCCCACCGUUCACCUACCAGACCACCACCGCUUGCAUCUUCCCAAUCUCUGCUCAGUAGUGAUUAAUUUGACUUCUAUGCAUGGAGGGAAGGGGGUUUGACUGUGUGUGUGACUUGUGUGUGGGAAUUUGGGAACUAGGGGAUUUGACUGUGUGUGUGCAUGAGUUGGGUGUGCCCAUGAAGGGUCAAGGGUUGGGGGAUUAUGGUGAAAGCUUCUUUCUUUCAAUGAUGUAUGGUCUAUAACAAUAUUUAGUCUCAAAUCUGUUCCGCUGUUCUGUUUUCUCUUCUUGCGUCUGUUUGUGCUAGUUAAAAAAUUGUGCCCCCUUGUCUUUUUUUAUUCACCAAGUUGGCUAUUGGUAGAUUUACCUUCCAAAGUUCAUUCCUUGAUGGAUAAUUUGGCGACAACUGAAAUAAUCAUGGCCAAAGCUGAAGGUGGCAAGGAACCAAUAAAUGAACAAGCAGUAGCAAAUAUGUAUGCUGCAAUGAGGUCUGAGCUCAACCAAAUUUACUCCAAAAUAACUGAACUGGAGAUGGAAGUUAGUGAGCACACAUUGGUUACCAAUGCCAUUCAACCACUUGACCAAUCUAGACGAUGCUAUCGUAUGAUUGGAGGGGUGCUUGUGGAGAGAACCAUCAAAGAGGUCUUGCCUGCUGUGCAGCGAAAUAAAGAAGGACUCGAAGAGGUUGUGGCAAGGCUUAACGAGGCGUUGGAAAAGAAGAAAAAGGAAAUUUCUGAGUUUGAGGCUAAUUAUAAAAUCAGGAUAAGGAAGGCUGAUGCUGAGGUGAAGGAUGAAUCUGGUAGGAAGGAAGGGUCUGCUCAAGGGGUUCUUGUGGGUCCUGCAGGUGGAAGUGAAUGAUUUGUCUAUUUUUAUUUUGUUUGCUCAAACUAGUGGCCUACAAUUGGGUGCAGGCAGUUUGAUGAUUUGUUUUAUAUGUAGACUAAGUGCGUGUCUGAAUUAGAUUCAUGUUCCGUCCAUAUAGAAGCAAGUAAAUGUAACUUCUGCAUCAUUUUGACGUGGUUUUGCUGCUUGAACGUGGAUCCAAGACGUGUUUCCAACCACGCUCAUUAGCAAGUAUACCUUGCUUGAUAUGACCUUAAGUUUAAUUGCAUUGGGCUGAAAAAACUUAUCUUCAUUGGUUUGUGUUUAUGUAGAUUUUUGUAUGCAAGAAUAGAGCAUAUAAUCGUGUGAUCAA
Glycine soja is the source of this 1885-nucleotide messenger RNA. RefSeq names its product probable prefoldin subunit 2. Gene Ontology annotation, molecular function: protein folding chaperone. Gene Ontology annotation, biological process: protein folding. Gene Ontology annotation, cellular component: prefoldin complex; cytoplasm. The coding region runs from base 1078 to 1548 and encodes 156 amino acids. Lineage: Eukaryota; Viridiplantae; Streptophyta; Magnoliopsida; Fabales; Fabaceae. The record is from RefSeq and is a predicted model, not a curated record. The transcript is spliced from 2 exons.